UCUCUGCUGUACAGCGAAAGAGAAAAAGAAUCCUCAGCAGUUUUGAAGGUGAAACUGCUCUGAGAUUUUUCCUGAAUAUUUUGUCUGUCAACCCAACUGAGCAAACACCAUCAUUGAUCAUUACAGAUAAAUCCUCGGUGUUCCUCUGCAAAUUCAGUGGUUCUCUGCCUGCAUUGCUGACAUAAGUUUUGGCAUAAGGAUUGGUCUUGGUGGUGUCACUGGUAAGUUUGUUUAUUGUGCUGUUUGUCAGGACACAGAAGUUUUAUGCCAUUUUCAUAAAUUUGUUGUUUUGUGGUUAGUGUUGCCUUAAUAUGUGUACAAGAUUCUAGGCGUUGUUCCAAAAAAGAACUGUUUGUUUCUUCUUCGUGUCAGAUUUGUGUAAGGUGAUUGAUUGUGUCCAGCGAAAAAUUCCUAGGCUUCCACAGGUCCAAAUUAAGAGCGAUAUAGAUUUCAGUAUUACCUGUGAAUUCAUUCGUCGACAAUACAUUUUGGGUAUAACUUGUUUUGGGUAUUGGGUAUUUGUUUCAAUUGCAAUUCAGAAUCACUUGCUGUAACUGGUUUUGGGGAUCCUUCUUGUGUCCAUUACAGGAUUUCGGUUUUGUUUAGGUUGUUUGAACUGGUGCUUGAGCCACAAAAACUGUUCAUACCCAAGUGCUUGUCUUUGUAGAGUUGAUUUGGAUUCCAAUUAGACUGCCAAGUGUAGCAGUGACAGUUAAAGAUGGCAGCAGCAAUGGGAAUGGCUUCCUUAGCAGGCCCAGCAUCUUCGUUGGUCAUAAAUGGUUGCAGCAGUAAAUCAGAGUCAGGUGCUUCAGGAUUUAUGGUUUCUCAGAAGAAAAAUUAUUCAUCCCUUCGAAGAUCUGGCACAUCCAAACGAAAGAAUGGGAUAGUGUCUGCAAAAUCAAGCAAUGCCGAUGGAGAUAACAUCAUUAAGGACCUUGUCAAGAGGGACGACAGUCCUAUGAAACUUGAUUACAGUGGAGAGAAGCCUCCUACGCCAUUGUUGGACACGAUCAACUUUCCAAAACAUAUGAAGAAUCUCAACGUACAGGAUUUGAGGCAGCUUGCCAAGGAGCUCAGAGAAGAAAUUAUAUUUGGUGUUUCCCAGACAGGAGGCCAUCUGAGUUCAAGCCUUGGUGUUGUGGAUCUUACGGUUGCACUUCAUUAUGUGUUUGAGACUCCUGAAGAUAAAAUUGUCUGGGAUGUAGGCCACCAGUCAUAUCCUCACAAAAUAUUGACAGGAAGGAGGUCACACAUGUCAUCCAUCAGACAAACCUCUGGUAUAGCUGGUUUCCCCAAGCGCGCUGAGAGCGAGCACGAUGCAUUUGGUGCUGGACAUAGCUCUACCAGUAUUUCUGCUGCCCUUGGUAUGGCAGCGGGUAGAGAUCUUCUUGGGCGUCCUAACAAUGUUAUAGCUGUUAUUGGGGAUGGUGCAAUGACUGCUGGACAAGCUUAUGAAGCUAUGAACAACGCAGGAUUUCUUGAUUCAAACUUGAUUAUCAUUUUAAAUGACAAUAAGCAGGUUUCCUUACCAACUGCUACCGUAGAUGGCCCUGCUCCCCCAGUGGGUGCUCUGAGCAAAGCUCUUUCUAAGAUUCAGGCCAGCAAAAAGUUCCGACAAUUGAGAGAAACAGCCAAGGAUAUUACACAUCAAAUUGGAGGUGUAACACAUGAAAUUGCUGCAAAAGUGGAUGAAUAUGCCAGAGGAAUGAUCAGUGCUAACGGUUCCACACUCUUUGAAGAACUUGGACUAUACUAUAUUGGACCUGUAGAUGGGCACAGCAUCCAAGAUUUGGUAUCCAUUCUUGAGAAUGUUAAGGCAAUGCCUGCUCCAGGGCCUGUGUUGAUUCAUGUUGUCACAGAAAAGGGAAAGGGCUACCCACCUGCAUUAAAAGCAGCCGAUAGACUACAUGGUGUGGUGAAAUUUGAUCCAGCCACCGGCAAGCAAUUCAAGCCUAAGAGCCCAACACUCAGCUACACUCAGUACUUUGCAGAAGGAUUGAUUGCAGAAGCAGAGAAGGAUGAGAAAGUUGUAGCCAUCCAUGCUGCAAUGGGUGGAGGCACUGGCCUCAAUUUCUUCCAGAAGAGGUUCCCAGAACGCUGCUUUGAUGUUGGCAUUGCAGAACAGCAUGCAGUGACCUUUGCAGCAGGGCUUGCCACAGAAGGAUUGAAACCAUUUUGUGCAAUCUAUUCAUCAUUCUUACAGAGAGGUUAUGACCAGGUGGUUCAUGAUGUUGAUCUCCAAAAGCUCCCUGUGAGAUUUGCCUUGGACAGAGCAGGGCUUGUGGGGGCAGAUGGUCCAACACAUUGUGGUGCUUUUGAUAUCACUUAUAUGGCUUGUUUGCCUAACAUGGUUGUGAUGGCUCCUUGUGAUGAGGCUGAGCUCAUUCACAUGGUUGCAACUGCUGUCGCCAUUGACGAUCGACCAAGUUGUUUCAGAUUCCCCAGAGGCAAUGGAAUUGGUGUUCCUCUACCUCCCAACUACAAAGGAACCCCUGUGGAGAUUGGCAAAGGCAGGAUCCUUGUAGAAGGGACUCGGGUUGCCAUUCUUGGAUUUGGUUCAAUAGUUCAAAACUGCCUUGCAGCUGGAGAGAUCCUAGGCAAACAAGGCAUAUCAGUUACUGUUGCAGAUGCACGUUUCUGCAAGCCUCUAGAUGGGGAGUUGCUUAGAAGAUUGGUGAAGGAACAUGAAAUCCUUCUCACUGUCGAAGAAGGGUCCAUUGGAGGAUUUGGAUCUCAUGUUUCACACUUCCUAGCAUUGAAUGGGCUUUUGGAUGGAAAGCUCAAGUGGAGGCCAAUGUCGCUCCCAGAUAGAUAUAUAGAGCAUGGAGCUCCUAAAGACCAAAUGGAAGAAGCGGGAUUAUCAUCAAAACAUAUUGCAGCUACUGUUAUGUCACUAGUAGGGAAGCCUCAAGCUGCUUUUGAUCUCCAUUAAUUUUUUAAUAAUUCCCAGAGUUUCUCAAGACUAGUAUAUUGACAAAGAAAAAACAAACAGCUGAAAGUUUCUGUCUUGCCCUUCAAUGCAAAGGUUUUAAAGAACAAUGGUAAUAUUUCAUUAUUUUGGCCACCAUCUUCCUUGGAGAUAAUGCUUAUGUAUAAAGCUUUCCUAUAAGGAAGGGCUUUUAAAUCAGUUUUAUAUGUAGGAAACAAUAACUCCUUGUGAAGUUUUAAAAAUUAUAUUCUUUGAUCUAAGAUCGAAGUGAUUGCUUUGAUAA
This is a messenger RNA of Cryptomeria japonica (Japanese cedar), 3212 nucleotides long. RefSeq names its product probable 1-deoxy-D-xylulose-5-phosphate synthase 2, chloroplastic. NCBI's taxonomy places the organism in Eukaryota, Viridiplantae, Streptophyta, Pinopsida, Cupressales, Cupressaceae. The coding region runs from base 719 to 2932 and encodes 737 amino acids. Gene Ontology annotation, biological process: terpenoid biosynthetic process. The record is from RefSeq and is a predicted model, not a curated record. The transcript is spliced from 9 exons. Gene Ontology annotation, molecular function: 1-deoxy-D-xylulose-5-phosphate synthase activity.